GGAAUGAGGGACGGGGAGGAGAUAGUGGUUGGCUUGCUGUUCCGGGACCGGCAGACCCAGCGCCUGGCCUGUGAUAAGGAGGGCGGAGUGACCAGGGACCUUAUCCACGGAGCAGAGCGGGAGGGAACGUGGUAGUCAAGCCCCUCCUUUCUCCAGGCAGCGCAGAGCACUCCCCGGCCUUCUGCACGAUGGACGCCUGGUGUCCUGAUGGCACCCUGAACCAGCACUCGUGGGGGCAGGGGACGAGUGCUUCCCCAGGCGCAGGAAGGAGAGGGUCGUGGGGCGGACUUGGGGGUCUUCCCCUGGAGGCCUGACUCGGUGGGCAUGACCCUGGAGCGCAGGCGACUCCGUGGAUCACUUGCCUGUGGCACUAGGGACACCCAGAGGUCCACGUGUCACCUGUAACCCAAGUGGAGCUUGGCAGCACUCAGUAGUCAGACCAGCCCUGCAGGGAGCCUGGAGAUCAGGCCGCCGUCCUCAAGAGCCACCAUGGAGCCGAGGGCCUUGGCUUGAGUCAGUCAUUCCUGGGGCUCCAGAGGGGGCACGGAGCGGCCGGGCGAGGCCUGGGGUGGCCGUGGCAGUAGCCGUGGAGACCUCUGCUGCCUCCAUUUCUGUUUUGCGUGUCUGCAAGGCAGGAAAUCCGCACAGCGCUUUGCUUGUCCUGGCGAGACAUCUCUGAGACCCGGACUGGGUCAGUGUCCAGGCCAAGAUGGCCGCCUGAAGUUUGGCCACGUGUGGCCCCUUGGGUGGGUGUUCUUCUUUACUGGGGACUGUGUAGGUAACAGAUGAUAAGCAGCAAGCUUCCUCCGAGUCCCAUCAUGCAUUACGAUGCAGUACCUCGUAAAAUGAGUGAGUCCAGGCUGGGCAUGGGGGCACACACCUGUCAUCCUAGCGGCUUGGGAGGCUGAGGCAGGAGGAUCACAAGUUGGAGGCCGGCCUCAGCAACUCAGUGAGUUCCUAAGCAACUCACUGAGACCCUGUCUCUAAACAAAAUAUAAAAAGGGCUGGGGACGUGGCUCAGGGGUCAGCACCCUGGGUCAAAUCCCAGCGCCGAAAGGGAAAGCAAAGAGCCCCCGUCCUCUUGGCGGGGAGAACUGCUUCGGGUGAGAGGAGGUGGCCACAGACGACACAGGGCAAGCCAGCGGGGCUCUAGCUGGCUGGCCGUGGGCACCGUCCUCCCAGGUGGCCUUGGCCAUGUCAGGAACCAGCUGGUCAGCACAGAGCAUUCAGUCAGAGCUGGCCAGAUGCCUGGAGUCGUGGCUGGGUCACCUUUUCAUGAGGACAGUGGUUCCAGUCACCUCCUUCCGCCUGCUGUUCUGUGGGCCCACCUGGGGCUCUGUGGGGAGGGACCUGCCUUGAGACUUGGGGACACUGGGCACCCCACUCGGCACUGGCCUGGGGAGGACCACAUCCUGUGCCAUGCAGGGUGGCCAGGCAGGUCACAUUCGGGAGCAGAGAGGGCACAGCAUACGGAGGCAGGCUGCGUAGGAGCAGGGCUGGAGGAGGCGAGAGGAGGGUGUGGGCCCCGUGGGGAGGACCGUGGGCUGGGGACUGUGUCCACGGGGGCAGAACAGGGAGGACUGCAAGCCCUCUCUUUGCCCAGAUGUUGGACAACAGCAUCAUAAUCAUGUUCAGCCAGGUGUGGCCCACGCCUGUCAGCCCAGUGGCUCAGGAGGCUGAGGCAGGAGGAUCGCAAGGUGGAGGCCAGCCUCAGCCACUUAGCGAGGCCCUAAGCAACUCAGUGAGACCCUGUUUGUAAAUAAAAUAUAGAAGAGGCUGGGGAGGUGGCUCAGGGGUUUAGGCCCCUGGGGUCAAUCUCUGAUAGAAAAGGAAAGCAAGCAAAUAGCCUCCUUACAGUGCACAGGAGGUAAUAAAAGUCCCUCGUGGUCCACCAACGCAACCACAGCUGACCAUGUCGGUCUGUAUCCUUCUGGACUUUUCUGUGUGAGAGCGAGAGAUGAGAUGAGCCCUUCCCUGAGGCAGCAGGCGGGCCGAGGAUCCUGGGAAAGGCUGGGAAAGGCGUUCCCAGCUCUUCUGAGGAGCCGGGGAGGCCCCGAGAUGGCCAGGCGCCUCGGAGGCCACCGGGACGGGGCCAGGGACUCGUGGGCCCGCUGAGGGCGCACAGGAGGGUCCACGGGAAGUGGCAGUGGGGACGAGAGCUGGCCAGGCGGAGGCGUCUCUCCAGGUGGCGCUGGGCUCCGUCGCCUCUUUCCCGGGGUCGGGUGGCAGCAGGGGACGUGCGAAAGGCCCCCUCCGGGGGUGCCGCGCCCUGUGCAGGGCAGGCUCUGGUUGCAGGAGACGGGUGAGGCCUGUCUGGCCAGCACCAGGGACACAGUGUGGGACGUGGGGCCCGGGGGCAUGGUCAGCGUCCAGUUCCGGCAGCAGUGAGACGCUGGGACGGGAGCUCUGGACGCCCGGAGGGGCUGUCCCUGUCCCCAUCUGCGGCCGAGCCCCUGAGCCUGCGGCUGGUGGAAAGCCGGCCACUCACCGGGCUCACGGGUCCACACCGUGGCCAGGGCUCGGGGCAGCGUCCUUGCUGGGCGAUGAGGGGCCAGGCCAGGCCCGUUCACCCACCGGGAGGCAGAUUGCGCUCACGUUCCACGGGGACCUCGGGGGCUCGGCCGGGCCACCCACCCCAUGGCCGCUGGGCCUUCCUCAGAGCUCCCUGCGAGCGCAAGCCACAUCCGGAGUCGGGAGAUGGGACCUGGUGGCUUCUCGGGCCAGGCUGCUGCCAUGUCGGGCAGGCGGGGAGGGGCCCAGGACCUCGGCCUGGGGUGGACCAUGGCGGACGGUGGGCGGCCCUGUCCCUGGUGCUGGGGGAAGGCCGGGGACACCGCCAUGCAGGCUGGGGUUCCCGGGGCUGAGCGGGCAGGGCCCGACCUCGCUAGCGGGAGGAAGCGGGGUCACUGGGAAGCAGCCUGAGCGUCCCCAGGGCCUUCCAGGGAGGACGGGGCUGCUGCAUCCACAGCCUCUUCCUGUGGCCAUGAGCCCCGGACACGGCCAUCGAGGUGACCGCAGGGCAUGCAUCCUUCCUGGGGACCUGCAGAGCCUUGACCUUGACCGCAGGGACCGCAGGCCGCUGAGGCCCCUCUCGGCCAAUGGCAGGGCAGCCCGGGCACACUGCAGGGAGGCGGCUGAUCUUGGCCUGGACAGUCACCCAGCUCAGGCCAGCGUGGGCUGGGCCCUGGACGCUGUCAAGGUCGCUGCCGAGGACAGGGAGUCUCCCUGGCAGGCUGACCGAGGGAGGUCCCAGCUGACCCUAAGCCGCUCUCCAGGGAGAACCUGACCCGCGGGGCUGGACAGCCAGAGCUGGCGGACCCAGGACGAGGCGCGGCGUCACAGUGGCCUCGGUCCUCACUGGUUGACCCCGUCCCUCGGCCCAGGGUCUCCCUGAGGCUCGGGCAGCUGGGAACUUCUGGGUCGCCUGUCCGCGUGGACCCUGGGGAAGGGCGUCCAGCGCGGCAGAAGGGAAGCGGGGCCGGCAGGCGCCCGGGAAUGUGGCGGCCGCGUCGCCAUGGUGGUCACCCAGCUGAACCUGCAGCUGCGCUUCCAGGGCAGGAAGCUCCGAGGCGUCCGCUGUGAGCUCAUCCGCUGCCCCCGCGGGGCCUCCCCGGAGACCUUCCUGGGCACCACCUGCCAGGUCACGGCGCCCAUGCUGCUGUCCGGGCUGGGCAUGAUGGCGGCCGGCCUGCUGAUGAACGCCGUGCAGCGCUGGCCCGUGUUCGUGGAGGUGAAGGACCUCUUGACCCUGGUGCCACCCCUGGUGGGGCUGAAGGGGAACCUGGAAAUGACGCUGGCGUCCCGACUCUCCACAGCCGCCAACACCGGCCAGAUCGACGACCCCAAGGAGAAGCACAGGGUCAUCAGCAGCAACCUGGCGCUGGUCCAGCUGCAGGCCACCGUCGUGGGGCUCCUGGCUGCAAUAGCCGCCCUGCUGCUGGGUGUCGCGACGAGGGAGGGGCUGGACCUGUCCAAGGUGACCCUGCUGUGCGCCAGCAGCGUCAUCACCGCCUUCCUGGCCGCCUUCGCCCUCGGCGUGCUGAUGGUCUGCAUCGUGGUUGGCGCCCGGAAGCUGGGCCUCAACCCCGACAACAUCGCCACGCCCAUCGCAGCCAGCCUGGGAGACCUCAUCACGCUGUCCAUUCUGGCCGUGGUCAGCAGCUUCUUCUACAGACACACAGACAGCUGGUUCCUGAGCCCGCUGGUCUGCCUGGGCCUGGUGGCGCUGACCCCGCUGUGGGUCGUCAUCAUCAGGCGGAACCCGCCCAUCACCAAGAUCCUGAAGUUCGGGUGGGUCCCCAUCGUCCUGGCCAUGGUCAUCAGCAGCUUCGGAGGACUCAUCCUGAGCAGGACGCUCUCCGAGCAGCCGUACGAGGGCAUGGCCGUGUUCACGCCCGUGCUGUGCGGUGUGGGCGGCAACCUGGUGGCCAUCCAGACCAGCCGGAUCUCCACGCACCUGCACACCUGGAGCACGCCCGGGGUCCUGCCCCCCCAGAUGAAGAAGUUCUGGCCCAACCCCUGCUCCACCUUCUGCACCUCAGAAGCCAACGCCAGGUCGGCCCGCAUCCUGCUGCUGCUGGUGGUCCCGGGCCACCUGAUGUUCUACUACAUCAUCUGCCUGGCCGAGGGGCCGUCGGUGACCAGCAGCAAGAGCUUCGUGGUGCUCUACCUGCUGGCCGGCCUGCUCCAGGUGACAAUCCUGCUGUACCUGGCGGAAGUGACUGUUCGGCUGACGUGGCACCAGGCGCUGGAUCCGGACAGCCACUGCAUCCCCUACCUCACGGGGCUGGGGGACCUGCUGGGCACCGGCCUCCUGGCGCUCUGCUUCCUCCUCAACUGGUUCCUGCGCGGCGCCUCGGAAUGGAUCCCGGGGCCCCCCUGACGGCCCCCGCCGCCCAGGAGACCUUCGCCUGGCGCCAGCGGGUGCAGGAUGCCGUAUGUCCCUGGCAGCCCUCGGGCGGUCGCCAGCCUGCCUCUGCCGUCGCCUCCUGCACAUCUGCCACUGGACGAGCUGUAGGCGGACCCCGCGGGCGG
Sciurus carolinensis (gray squirrel) is the source of this 5034-nucleotide messenger RNA. It is a transcript of the gene Slc41a3, whose product is annotated as solute carrier family 41 member 3. The transcript has 10 exons. Gene Ontology annotation, biological process: monoatomic cation transport. Gene Ontology annotation, cellular component: plasma membrane. Bases 3515 to 4882 code for a protein of 455 amino acids. The record is from RefSeq and is a predicted model, not a curated record. Gene Ontology annotation, molecular function: monoatomic cation transmembrane transporter activity. NCBI's taxonomy places the organism in Eukaryota, Metazoa, Chordata, Mammalia, Rodentia, Sciuridae.